GGGCGGCCAGUUCAAGUUGCCAUAGCUGCAGUAAUAGAAGGUGAAAUAACAGUUGCAGAAAAAAGGAUGUGGUUUGAGUUGUUGUGAGUUUGUUACAAGCAGUUUAUCUUCAAACCAAAGCAAUCACACCAAUGGCAGACUCUUCGAGUGAUUCCGAUACUUACCAUAGGAAUCGGGGAAACCGCCCAGGACCGGUUCGAGUCACACAUUUUGGCCCCCAAAGAAGAAGCAGAAUAAAUACGUCUGGAGACAUUUCUGUGAAAGUUGAAACUUUGGCAAGCACUUUGCAGGAUACAAGUCGAAAUCUUAAUAAUGUUGAUCGGAUGUUGGGCCAAUACAGAGAGCACACAGGGGAUCAAGCAGAAGCAAUGACAACACUGAGAGACAAUUUAGAAGAGUCUAUAUACCAGCUAAGGCGCCAGCGAUUACGGAGAAAUUUUGGAUCAACUAUACAUACAAGUGACUUAGAUGGUGGAUCAGCUUCUGAAAGUCAUCAUUACCGGCCUACCUUGCCUCUCCGGGACUAUAGGGAUUCGAAAGGCGCCAGAGGGAGGUCAAGGUCUGCGACUGUGCAAUUUGUGGAUGAAAUGAACCCACUUGAGCAUGUGCAUUCAUUACACCAGUCUGUCAGAGACCUCAGCAGUGACCAGCUGCGAAUUGGUGAUGACAUUGACAGAGAGAUUGUCAGGAGAAAUAGGACUGAGAUUGAAACUAAAAGAACUUUGGAAGAUUUGUCCAGCCGACUCCGAGAAUCACAGAGGGCAGAAGCUGUAUCUGAACGAGUGGGAAGGCGUCUGCAGGAGAUAGAGAGAGAAAUGCGUACCGAGCGACAACAUGGAGAGAGACGUCAGGAUCAGCUCGGACAUGUGUUGCUGCAACGACAGGAGGCUUUGAAAAAACAUGAAGUCAAAGGCAGUGAAAUGGAGGAGGUGAUGAAGAACGCGUUUUUGAAAACGGAAUGUGAAAAGAGCCAGAUUGAACAAGAGCUGGAGCGAACGCGGAGACGACUGGACCAGUCUGAAGGGGGUCGGGACACUCUUCUUCAACAGGUCUAUGACCUACGCACACAGCUUUUGAAAACCGAGCAAGAUCGCCUGGACAUGCAGCAGCAGAUUUCUCAGAUUGCUCUUCUCCAGAGAAGUCGUAAUGAAGAAGAGGAGGAUCAAAGGAUGCUAAGCGCAGUGACUAAUCGAUCUGACCGUGAGAAGCAAGAGUUGGAAAAACAGAUACAAGAACUAAGGUUCCAGCUCAGUCAAAAUGUUGUCAUAUCUGAACUGGAGGAGCUGAAAAGAUCCAUUGAGCGUAAAGAGAGGGAGAAAGCUCAACUCUUUGCUCAUAUUGAGGUGCUGUCAUCAGACCUCGAUAAGAGGGAGAAACAGCAGCUAAGGAUGCUUGAUCAGCUGAAAGAAAUUCAGAACCGUUACGAAGACUGUGAGACGGACCGAAAGCGCAUGGAGCUCCACAUUGAGGAUUUGGACACUCAACUGAAGGACUAUGGCAGGGAAGCUGAGAAGCACGUGAACCAGCUUAAACAUGCCGAACUCCUGAAGAAGGAGAGUGACAAAAAGAAAGAAGAACUGAAAGUUAAAGCCCAGGAGUCCAUCAGGCACUGGAAACUAAAGUGUAAGAAACUUGAAAGUGAUCUGGAGAAGCAGAACGAGACGGCAGAGCUAACUAUGGACAAAAACAAGCAGGUGACCAAAGAAAAGGAAACUCUACAAGGGCAGCUCCACUCAGUCAUGCUACAAAUGGAGAACCUUCACAAGGAGCUGAGUGACGUCAUCUCAAAACUGGCACAAAAAGAAGAGGACAGUCGCCGUAAAGAUGUUGAGCUCAAUGAGAUAAAAUCUCAGCAUAUGGACUUGGAGCAUGAGAUUAGAGAGGUGCGGGAAGUUGCCAGUAAGCUCGAGAAUGAGAUUCAAAACCAGAACCUGUUGCAUUCACAACUGAAGAACGAUAACCAGGCAUUGGAGAGCAAGGUUCUUGUGUUAAGCAGGCAAAAUGAAAAGGAUCGGGGGACACUGCUAGAGAUGCAAGGGGAGAUUAAACACCUGAGUGCCAUUCGGGCUGAGUUGACUAGUAGACUUUCUGAUGAGGAAAUAGCCAGGAAGGAGUUGAAGAAAGACCUUGCUGACCUCCAAAGCACACAUGACUCUGGCCAAGAGGAACUGCUCUCUGUGGGCAGACGGAUCAAACUCGAAAGGGAUCUGCAUUAUAGAGAGCUGGCAGGUCUCAGAUCGGAGAUAGAGAAUUUGAAAACGAAACAUGAAAAGAAUAUCCAGGAAGCUCUCCGGCUUUUUAGACAAGAAAGGGAUGAGCAGGAAAACCAGAUAAGAACUUUCAAGGCUGAAGCAACAGAGGACAAAAACGUAGUUAAAGCACAGCGUCGGCAGCUGGAAAAGAUGAAGAUUGAAUGUGACAAACUGACAGAGGAAUUAACUCAGAGUGAAGAGGAACACACUAAGCUCAAGAGGAAGUACCAGCUGCUGAAGCAGGAGCUGGAAGAAAAGGUGAGCUCCCCUCAAACUUUACAGAGAGCCAGGAUUCAUUAUGGCUGUCUGUCAUUGUGGAGAAACAAGGCUUUAAGAGCUUUUGCUCUCACAUUUAUACAUCGUCUUUCAAAUAAUAUUUUUAAGGGAGUGAAUACUUACUGUAGACACUGUAUAUCUGACUUGUCUCAUUUCCAGGGGAAAAUGGUCACCUAUGGUGGUGAUCGCCUGAAACAUAUGGAAGAAACAAUUGUGGAACUCCAGGAACAACUUGGUUUACUGGAAACAGAGCAAGAGUCCAUACUUUGCACAAUAGGAAUUGAAAUUGGCUCUGUGUGUGAAGUCUUUUCAAGGGACUCGGAUGAACAAUUCAAAGCAAUAUCUCUUACAUCUGGCUUGCAGAAGGACUCUCAUCGCUGGCUGGCUGAAAUGAAGACAAAGCUGCAUUGGUUGCGUGAGGAGGCGAAGGAGAGAGAGGGGCAAGAAAAGAGGCUGCGACGUCAUCUCCAACAGAGCCGGGAGCAGCUCAAGGGCCUUAAACAGAAUAAGGAAUCGGAGUGGCAACUUCUGAUUGGGCAAAUCACAAAGCAGGAGCAGCUACUUGAAGAGAUUCACAGAGAAAAAAGAGAUUUACUCGAGAAGACACGUGAAAAAGAUGAAGACGUGAGAACACUUCAGGACCGACUUGUGGAGUUAGAAAUGAGUACCCGGUUAGCUCUGGACCAUCUGGAAUCUGUUCCUGAAAAGCUCAAUCUGUUAGAAGACUUCAGAGACCUGGAAAAUUCACAGAGACAGAGGGAGAUGAUCGAGCAGAGGUAUGCUAAAUACAAAGAAAUUAUUGGCACUUUGCAACAUCAGUUGGAGGAAUCAAAAAGAAGAAUCCAGGAAAAUAGGGACGUGAAGAUGGAUACAACAUCUCAAAGUGCCCGUCUUGCCACUCUCUCUUCUUCAAUACGAGGACAAAAUAGCUUUCUGUCCAGCUCCUUUCUUACAGACAACAGCUCACCACACAAAAGAAUGGCAUCACCUGAUUGUGAUUCCAGCCAGGACAACUGUUUGACCAAUGGCACAAAAUCUCACAAAGACCAAAAGGAGAUUUAGUAUAAAAAGCUUUUUUAAUCAUUUAAAUGAUAGCUACAAUAUUUAUACUACAUUUUUUUUUAUUUAACCAAAAUAAAGAAGACUAAUGUCACUAAUGUGCCUUGGUUUUUACAUGUAUAUUUUGUAUUCCAUUUUUUGCUACAAAGAAACAUGAUACAUUUAUAUGACAAAUUUGCCUUUUUACAGUAAUGACCAGACAAGAAAACAAAAACUGACUUGAUAAUUUAAUAACAUUUUUUUCUUGUAGAUAUACUAACAGAGAUGUAAUAGAUGUUUAAAGACAUUGAA
Messenger RNA from Polyodon spathula (Mississippi paddlefish), 3878 nucleotides. RefSeq names its product centrosomal protein of 128 kDa-like. The record is from RefSeq and is a predicted model, not a curated record. The transcript has 24 exons. NCBI's taxonomy places the organism in Eukaryota, Metazoa, Chordata, Actinopteri, Acipenseriformes, Polyodontidae. Bases 132 to 3590 code for a protein of 1152 amino acids.